CGGGCGGUGCUUCUUUAAGCCCGGCGCCACCGCAUCGCCUCCUGCCUAGGUCUCGCUGGCGGCCAGGCCGGGGCUGCGGUAUCUGCGAUGGAACUUCACAUCCUAGAGCACCGGGUGCGAGUACUGAGCAUUGCCCGUCCGGGCCUCUGGCUCUACACGCACCCGCUCAUCAAGCUGCUCUUCCUGCCCUGUCGCAGUCGGUGCAGGUUCUUCAGCCUGACCGAGACUCCGGAAGACUACACUCUCAUGGUGGACGAGGAGGGCUUGAAAGAGCUACCCCCAUCCGAGUUCCUGCAAGUGGCUGAAGCCACAUGGCUGGUGAUGAACGUAUCUCACAGUGGCUCCGUGGUGCAGGCUGCUGGAGUAACCAAGAUUGCCCGGUCUGUCAUUGCCCCGCUGGCUGAACACCAUGUGUCUGUUCUGAUGUUGUCCACAUACCAGACAGACUUCAUCCUGGUACGGGAGCAGGACCUGUCUGUGGUGAUCCACACACUGGCCCAGGAGUUCCAAAUCUACCGUGAAGUAGGCGGAGAGCCUGUGCCUGUUACUGGAGACGAUUCCAGCAAUGGCUUUCCCCAAAUCCAGCACGGGCCCAGUCCCACGGUGCAUCCCAUUCAGAGCCCUCAGAACCGCUUUUGUGUCCUCACACUGGACCCUGAGACACUGCCGGCUGUCGCCACCACCCUCAUCGAUGUCCUCUUCUACUCCCACAGUGUCCCCAAGGAGGCGGCCUCCGGCGGUCCUGAAUCAACGUCCAUUCCGUUCUUCGCUUUCUCCCUCAUCGAGGGGUACAUCUCCAUUGUCAUGGAUGCAGAGAUCCAGAAAAAGUUCCCCAGUGACCUCCUGCUGACCAGUUCUUCUGGGGAGCUGUGGAGGAUGGUGCGCAUCGGGGGACAGCCCCUGGGCUUCGAUGAAUGUGGGAUUGUGGCCCAGAUCGCGGGUCCCCUGGCGGCUGUUGACAUCUCUGCUUACUACAUCAGCACAUUCAACUUUGACCAUGCGCUGGUUCCUGAAGAUGAGAUCGGUUGUGUCAUUGAUAUUCUCCAGCGAAGGCAGGAAGGCCAGGCUUCCUAGGAUCCAUAGGGAAACACUAGACUCCCAGCAUUCCCGUAAAGCCCCCGGGUUCCAGAGCUUCAGAACAAGUCCCUGGUCCUGCCAAGGGAUCCUGGUUCUGCUGUCUGUCUGUCAGCUGUAUGGAGCUGGGACUUGUGGCCAUGCCUGGUUCUGCUGUCUGUCUGUCAGCUGUAUGGAGCUGGGACUCGUGGCCAUGCCUGCCCACAGAAGAUACCUUGGUGCUUGGGGCUUAGAUCCCCGACCCAACAUUUUCUAUGUGACCUCAGCAAUGCACAGUGCCUGCUUGCCUGCAGCUGGAGCUGCCUCUCCCCUGGCUAAGACUCACAUUCUCGGGCCGGGCUCUGACCUCCAGCCUGCCCUGCCUUCCUAGCCAGAUGAGUUCAGCAGUGCGCUCCUUUCGUGGGGCUCCGAAGGAAGAAUUAAAUCUCACUUUUAUUUUCAUGACUGUUUAUAUAAAUAAAAGACUUGUGGAGCUGU
Mus caroli (Ryukyu mouse) is the source of this 1551-nucleotide messenger RNA. RefSeq names its product cytosolic arginine sensor for mTORC1 subunit 1 (gene Castor1). Lineage: Eukaryota; Metazoa; Chordata; Mammalia; Rodentia; Muridae. Gene Ontology annotation, molecular function: arginine binding. Gene Ontology annotation, biological process: negative regulation of TORC1 signaling. The record is from RefSeq and is a predicted model, not a curated record.